AUACAUGCUGUGACACGCCUCCUGUCAAAACGUCACAUCUGAAACAUGGCAGCUUACUUGAGCCGGUUACACCACAUCUCGCUCCACGUUUCCAACGCGCAGAAAGUCGCCAACGACCUUGUAUCCAAGUUCAAGUUCAACUUGUUUGCCACCCGGCUAACCGACGGGUCCCGGCAGCUGGCUCUCCGGAAAGGAGCGGCCGUUUUCGUCGUGAAUGAAAGAGCAAACGGGAGCAGCGUGAGAUCCAGGGAAGGGCUGCCGGGCAUCACAGACGAACAUUCACCCGAGCCGCGCCGGGUCAACGUGGGGAAACGCCGCCAGGGUCAUUUUACGCAAUGCCUGUACGAUGCCCCCCCACUGUACUCGGUGGAUACUGUAAACAACGUGUGUUUUGAGGUGGAGGAUGUGGAGAGGUCGUGCGGGGCUCUUCGUCACCUGGGCUGCAGUUUCCUGGUGCCUCCCACCACUGUUCGGGACGAGGGUGGUUUUGUCACGUACUCGGUGGUAAAAUCCAUCGUGGGGAAUGUGUGCCACACGUUAAUUGACAGGACGAAGUAUGAGGGAAUCUUCUUGCCUGGGUUUGAUGUCGUUGAAAAGGACUGCAGCUCGGCAGAGGAGGACGUGGCUUGUCCAAUCACACAUUUCGAUCACAUAACUUACGCCUGCCCCAGGAAAACAACCCACCAGGUCAUGAGGUGGUAUGAACAGCUCUUUGGUUUUCAGAGGUUUUUCAUUGAUAGUGCAGAGGAUGUGGACGAAGGUUUUGUCGUAAACCAGGAGGGCAUUGGACUACGCCUUACCGCCAUGGAGUACUGGAAAUGCAGCAAAGCAGGUGUCAUUCUUCCCUCUGUGGACAAAAAAGAGCCUGACUGCAAGUUUGUCAUUGCAGAAUCACUGCCUGAACAAGGCAGGAACCAGGUUGACACCUUCCUGGAGCAGCACAGGUCCCCAGGGAUCCAGCACAUUGGGCUGUACACAAAAAACAUUGUUUCCACUGCACACGCAAUGGCUGGAGCUGGUGUACAGUUUUUCUCCCCUCCACCCGCCUACUACACCGAGGUGGGAAAACUGCAGGAAAUAGAGGAGGCAGGACACAACGCCCAGAUGCUGGCGCAGCAUGGCAUUCUCCUGGACACAGACCUGAACCAGGAUCCCUUAUCAAAGAAAGCAUCCAGUGAAAACAGAAGGUACCUUCUCCAGGUGUUCACCAAGCCCAUCUUUGCAGAGGACACCUUCUUCCUCGAGCUGAUAGAGCGAAGAGGGGCGACAGGUUUUGGCGAGGGAAACAUUCGAGCGCUGUGGAGGUCGGUGCAGGCCUACAUGGAGAAUGAGAGGGGGGAUUCUCAAGGAGAGGGAUCCCUGAAAACUGUUGACACUGUUCAGCAUUAGUCACUCCAAACAUAUUUAAUUGAGGCCAUUUUAUUUUAUGUCUUUUUAUAUAUAUAUAUAUAUCGAUGUGAGAGCACGCAGUAAGUCAUGUAAAAUGUAAAAGAUGUAAAAUAUUUACGGAGGAUUUUUCCACGUGUUCUCUACCUCAGUAGUGGAUUUAGUGGUAAACAUCAAGUUAAUGUUACACAGCUUACAUAUUGUAUUAAUAUCUACCUAUGAAUAUGACUGAACAGAUCAAAGAUGUAAAACUGCAUUGUGAACCAAGUGGAUCAAAAACAGAUGCUACAUACUAUACUUGAAACAUUACGACAAAUUUGCACUUGCUGUAGCAGUAAAAGAAUGUCUUUGUUUUCACCGUCAAUACAAAUCAACUGAUGUGUCCAGGGCAACUAUUCCUCAAUAAAUCUGUAACUCAGAGCAGACUG
Xiphias gladius (swordfish) is the source of this 1814-nucleotide messenger RNA. It is a transcript of the gene hpdl, whose product is annotated as 4-hydroxyphenylpyruvate dioxygenase-like. Gene Ontology annotation, molecular function: 4-hydroxyphenylpyruvate dioxygenase activity. The record is from RefSeq and is a predicted model, not a curated record. Gene Ontology annotation, biological process: aromatic amino acid metabolic process. Bases 46 to 1389 code for a protein of 447 amino acids. The transcript has 5 exons. Lineage: Eukaryota; Metazoa; Chordata; Actinopteri; Istiophoriformes; Xiphiidae.